Molecule: messenger RNA, 728 nt
Organism: Cherax quadricarinatus
Lineage: Eukaryota; Metazoa; Arthropoda; Malacostraca; Decapoda; Parastacidae
Source: RefSeq, a predicted model, not a curated record
UUAUACAAAUAAUGCUCCAGUGUAUUUUGUUUUUUCAAUUUAUGCAUUAUGUACGAGUUUGAUUAUUUUCUAGUCAUUACAAAACUCCGUUAAAUAUUGUUAAUAAAAAUCGUAGUUUCAACAGUGGUGGAAUUUUCAGCUAACCAAAAUAAUUACAAAUGCUUUUGUAAAGGAUUCAUUACUAAUUCAUAAAUUAAAGUGACAUCGUGGUAAUGUUUGUAUUUUUCAGACAGAUGGUAUAUUAUUAUUAUAAUAAAGGGGGAAGCGCUAAGCCCGUAGGGUUAUACAGCGCCUGGGGAAGAAUGUGGAAGGCAUUCAGGCUUAAUUCGGGGAACUGGAGCACAGAUCCAAUUCCCUAAAUCAAGAGGACAGAUGGCAUAGUUUCCUGUCUUAUUGUUGGUUAACUGUAACAUUGUGUUCUACCAGAGACAGCGAUGGGACGCAGCAUCAAUGCUCAGGAAGACAGUGAAUCACAAUACGUUCAAGCUGUCAGGAAGAUGACCAGGUACGUUCAUCAACGCAUUUUUCGUCCCUGGCUACACAACGACUUCAUGUACAAGCUUCUGGGACCUGCCAAAGAUUUUGAAGCUUGCCUAAAAGUUCUCCACAACAUGUCCAACAGCACCAUCAAGGAGAGGAAACAAAACAAAACCAUCGAGAAUAAAUCAGUCAUUGGAGAGACGGAAGAAAAAUACGGUAAGUUAUAUGUUCGAAUGCCAUUUCAGUGA